AUGGCUUCGUCAUUCCUCCGAUCUAGCAACUCGCGUCUUUUGACCGGCGUUGUCGCCGCACUUGGCGGCGCCUCGGCGCUCUACACACUCACACCACAGGCUCAAGCCAAAUCGGAAUCAUCGCAAGUCGAUGCCGCCACCAUCAAGAAGAUCGAGGCCGCUUAUGAGAAGCUCAACGGGCCCGAGGGGGCCAAGUGCAAAUCGCUUCUCAAGAAGCACCUCACCAAGGAUGUCGUCGACAAGCUGAAGACGAAAAAGACCAAACUCGGCGCCACAUUGUACGAUUGCAUUCGUUCCGGCGUCUACAAUCUCGACGCCGGCGUCGGCGUCUACGCUCCCGAUGCCGAAGCGUACACGUUGUUCGCGCCGCUGUUCGACAAGAUCAUCCAGGAUUAUCACGGAUUUGGUCCUAAGCAGAAGCAGCCGCCAGUCGAUUUGGGCGAGGGAAAAAUCCACGAAUUCCCACCACUCGAUCCGAAGGGAAAAUACAUCAAAUCGACGCGUAUCCGUUGCGGACGCUCUCUUAAGGGAUAUCCAUUCAACCCAUGCCUCACUCAAGACAACUACCUCGAGAUGGAGAAGAAGGUCAAGAAGGCGUUUGACUCUUUCACUGAUAAGGAAUUGAAGGGUAAAUAUUAUCCAUUGGACGGAAUGAGCAAGGAAACUCAAAAGCAAUUGAUCGCUGAUCACUUCUUGUUCAAGGAGGGAGAUCGUCAUUUGCAAUACGCGAACGCUUGCAACUUCUGGCCGAAAGGACGCGGAAUCUACCACAACAAUGACAAGACGUUCUUGAUUUGGGUGAACGAGGAGGAUCACAUGCGCAUCAUCUCGAUGCAAGAGGGCUCCGACGUUGGCGCGGUGCUCAAUCGCCUCAUCAAGGGAGUGCGUGGAAUCGAGAAGGUUGUGCCGUUCUCGCGCGAUGACCGCCUUGGAUGGCUCACAUUCUGCCCGACCAACUUGGGUUCGACGGUUCGCGCCUCGGUGCACAUCAAGCUCCCGAAAUUGUCGGCCCGCAAGGACUUCAAUGAGAUUUGCGAGAAGCUCAACUUGCAAGUGCGCGGAAUCCAUGGAGAGCACUCGGAAUCGGUCGGCGGAAUCUAUGACAUCUCGAACAAGGCUCGCCUUGGAUUCUCCGAAUACCAAGCUGUCAAGCAAAUGUACGAUGGCGUCAAGAAGCUCAUCGAAAUGGAGGAGAAGGAGAAGUAA
Caenorhabditis bovis is the source of this 1206-nucleotide messenger RNA. The record is from the annotation of a GenBank genome assembly. Lineage: Eukaryota; Metazoa; Nematoda; Chromadorea; Rhabditida; Rhabditidae.